Molecule: messenger RNA, 3092 nt
Organism: Myripristis murdjan (pinecone soldierfish)
Lineage: Eukaryota; Metazoa; Chordata; Actinopteri; Holocentriformes; Holocentridae
Gene: tacc3
Product: transforming, acidic coiled-coil containing protein 3
Exons: 17
Coding region: 158-2815 (885 amino acids)
Biological process (GO): mitotic spindle organization; cerebral cortex development; nuclear migration
Cellular component (GO): cytoplasm
Source: RefSeq, a predicted model, not a curated record
UCAAGACUUUUAAAUUCGAAACGGCUCAGCUUUCACCACGAAAAGAGGGCGAGGGUUUUUCGAAAGAGUAACGCUACAGCACAUAUGCGUGGAGUUGUUUGUCUGGAAGAAAGAAGUAAGGUUACACUCAUAGACAGUUUCUUCUCCUGUUUUGAGGAUGAGCUCAGUUGCUGUGAAUGAUGAGAACCGUGGGGUCUGCCCUGGAAAAAAGUACAGCAGUCCAGCAGAUGACAUUUUUGCCUUGGAGCAGCCAACGGGGAGAACAUCCAUCCUGCGUCAGUCAGAGAACCUGCCCAGCAAGACUGUGGCAAAAGGGGCAAAGGUUUGUUUUCAGACUCCGAGAAGAGACCCAGUCACCAAAAGAAUCUUAUCUCCCACAAAGUCUGUCAAGAUGACAAGCCUGGAUGAGUGUACAAAAGCUAUGGAGUCAUUAAAUUUGGAUAAUGCAAAUGCUUUGCAGCAGGAUGUCACUGAGCCACCCUUUGGACUGAAAUCCGAUGUGUCUUCUUAUCCUGAUGAUGAUAUGCCCAUACAAAGCAAGGGGGGAUAUCAAUUGGAUUUUGACAACCUUGAUGCUAUCAAUCCUUUUCAAGGGUCUAAUAAGAUGGUCCUGUCUCCUGCAAGGCCUGCUGCAGAGGACCAUUCGACAGGACAAAAUGAGUCUCAACACAGCAGCCCAGAAAAUAUGUUGGAGGAGCCUACCAAAACGGAAACGGCACUAGAUGAGACACUUCCGUUCAUCCAGUCAGUGGAAAAUUCACUCGCUGAUGUCUCAGCUGACAUAUCGUCCACAGAUAGCAGUGUGGUCACAGUUGUCAAGGUCCCAGCUGUUGAGGAGCAAGAUUCAUCUACUGUCACACUUGAUAAAGAACCAAGUGUUGAUCAAGACAAAGCGUCAACCAGCUCUUUUGUGGAGGAUGCCCCACUGCCACCCAAAGGUUCUUACAACUUUGAUUUUGAUAACCUUGAUUCAGUUAACCCUUUCCAAACUGGGGGCUCUAAAAUCCAGAAUUCCCCCGUCCUUGGGAGAAAGGUGCCAAAUGAGGCUCUAACUGUUGAGGCAACAGAGGAAAAAGAAAUGAAUCCUACAAUUAUUGCCAAUGUGCCUGAGUCAGUUCAGGAGGCACCCAUCCAGCCUGAGGUGAACCCCACAGCUAUAGCAGCUACUAUUUCCAGCGAUGCCAUCAAGCCUGCAGAAGCUGAAUCUGUGCCCCAGCCUGUCACCUCCCUUCCCAGAGAAGGCCCGGUCAAACUUGAAUUCAAUUUUGAUGAUGGUGGCGAAGUGAAAUGCAAGCCACCACCCAAGAAGUUUGGCAAAAGGCCAUCUGGUCUUAAGUCUACACAGGGAAAACCUGUACCUGAAAAGGACUCAAAACCACCCAAACAGUCUCCAGUCAAGCCUGCCGACCAUGUUGAGGAGAUUCCUGCUCCCAAGGGCUCCUACUCAUUUGACUUUGAUGACCCAAACUUCAAUCCCUUUGGCACAAACUCGAAAAUGGAAAAUUCUCCAAAAUGCAGCGUGAAAUCCAGUCCAGUAGGCAAUGUGUCUUCUCUGGCCAAGGAGAUUGCUGUUCCUGUGGAAAUGGCCAUGCCUGUGGAGAAUGAAGCCGUAUCAUCAGUGUGUGCUGAAGAGUGUGUUCCAAAGGCUAAACCCAACUCUGCCGUCAUAAGCGAAGAUGAGAACCCGAUAGCUGCCCCCAGUCAUAACCAGGGAUUUCAACCUGAAAAUGACCAACAUGGGCUGAGUCUUCCUGAACCCCUUGAGUCUUUGGGUCAGUCUGAGCAGAAGUCACAGGCUGGCCUAUCAGCACCCAGUGAAGACUUUGUUCCUGGAACCAUGUUCAUGUCCAAUGACUUUGAUGGUCAAAUCGACUACCUGGAGCAGUUUGGGUCCAGCAGUUUCAAGGAGUCGGCACUGAGGAAACAGUCCCUGUACCUUAAAUUUGACCCCCUCUUGAGAGAGAGCCCCAAGAAGUCUGGAGGCCUGGCAGCUCAGAUGAACCUCCCUCGACCUGCUCCCUUUGCCUCUCGUUUGGAGGCCUCACAGAUGGCAGAAAAGAAGGCUGCAGAUAUUCCACAAAAGGAUGAUUUCAAACUCUUUGAUGAUGCUACAGCACCAGAUCCUCCAGUGCUUCAGAGCCUGGUGCCUGCUGUCCCCAUUCCAGUAAACACAGAGGAUGCAAUUAUUGAAGUGCUGAAAUAUAGUCAGAAAGACAUGGAUGCAGCCAUUGCUAAGGUCCAGGCAGAGGCAAAGGAGAGAGAGGAGCAAUGGAGUUUAAAGUAUGACAAACUAUUUGACGAGAGCCAGGAAAUGAGGAAAAUAAUUUCUGAAUUUGAGCCCACAAUUGCAAAAAUAUUGGCUGAUCAAGAGAAGGAGAGGCAGGUGGCCCAGGCGAAGCUCAACGAGGCUCUGCUGGAAAAGGAGCAGGUGUCGAUGGACCUGAAUGCCAUCGAGAGAUCUUUCUCUGAGCUCUUCAAGAGACUGGAGAAGUACAAGGAGGUCAUCGAGGGUUACAAGAAGAAUGAAGAGACUCUGAAAGCUUGUGCUCAGGAGUAUCUAGCAAGGAUCAAAAAGGAGGAGCAGCGUUACCAGACCCUCAAAGCUCACGCUGAGGAGAAAAUUACCCGUGCAAAUGAAGCGAUCGCUGAUGUGCGGUCCAAGCUCAAGGCCGAGGUGUCAGCUCUUGAGGCCCAGCUGCGCAGGGAGCAGCUGAAGGCACAAUCGCUAGAAAAGAACCUCGACCAGAAAGUAAAGGAGGCUGAAGAACUUACUAAACUUUGUGAUGAGCUAAUUGCAAAAGUCCAGAAGGGCUGAGUUCAACGGUACUUGUUUUAUCUGUUUGUCUUGUUUUCUUUUUAAUUGUUGUUGUCUACUUAAAAAUGAAAAUAUGUGACUGAGUAUUUGAAGAUUAGUCACAAUAGUGCUUUGUAAAUAUAGCCAGCUGUGUUUCGGAUCAAACUGCUUGCACUUGAACAAAACAUUUUUCCCAAGAUCGAAUAGACGCCUGAGUGAACUGUGUGUGCGCGCCUUUGUCAAUGUUCUGAUCUAAUACUGUAAUAUAGAUAAUAAAGCUGUUCUACAAAUCAGUCAA